This is a messenger RNA of Didymodactylos carnosus, 468 nucleotides long. The record is from the annotation of a GenBank genome assembly. NCBI's taxonomy places the organism in Eukaryota, Metazoa, Rotifera, Eurotatoria, Philodinida, Philodinidae.
AUGCACAGGUUUUACAUCCACUACGGACAUUGGCAAUCUGCUAAUACUGUUGUCACUGCAACGACUUUGGCCAGACUUUCAACCUCAGCAAACACAAUAGCAUUAACCACCAGAAUAUCCACUAGCGUAGCUCCAGCACCUGCUGUGUUAUACAUCUCUCAAACAAUCGUAGCUCAAUCGAACACUACAACAAUAAUAGCUGGUACUAUUUCGGCGCUUCUAAUAAUUAUUGUUGUCGCCGUAAUUAGUGUCGUACUCGUUCGAAAUCAAAAGAAAAGACAAGUACAACACCGACAAAGACAACAAGAAGAAGAACCACAAGCCAAUAAUCUUCCUCCGCCGCCUUACUUCUCAAAGUCAAUUCUUCCUCCUCCACCGUAUCCAGAAAUGCUUAGCGUUUCUUCUCUGCCGGGAUAUCAAUCAGAAAAGCCCGAUUUGACAGUUGAAGAUAUUGAAGAUGUAAAUUAA